Clonostachys solani is the source of this 1395-nucleotide messenger RNA. Lineage: Eukaryota; Fungi; Ascomycota; Sordariomycetes; Hypocreales; Bionectriaceae. The record is from the annotation of a GenBank genome assembly.
AUGUCUCAAAUUGCAAAGACACCAAGCCCUCAGGUCGUCGCAGUCGCCGAGACUGACAAAGGCCAAUCCGAUAUCCUCUCGACAGAUGUAGAGACAGCGGCCCCGACUAAGAAGUCGUGGUGGAACACAUCGGCGAGAACAGGAGAAAGAAAGCUUUUGUGGAAAUUGGACCUUUUCAUACUAUCAUGGGCAUGCUUUGGCUAUUUUCUACGGCUAUUAGACGCCUCGAAUAUACGCAAUGCUUAUGUGUCAGGAAUGAGAGAGGACUUGGAACUCUUGAGUGACCAGUACAAUUACUUUCAAACUCUUUGGACGAUAGGAUAUACAGUGGGUAUGAUUCCCAGCCAGGUGAUCCUCACAUAUGUCCGUCCUUCCUUGUGGCUACCUUCUGUUGAAAUCAGCUGGGCCAUCAUCACAUUCUGCUUUGCUGCUGUCAAGAAUUACAAACACGUCUAUGUCCUGCGCUUGCUGCUGGGACUUGCCGAGUCGCCCUUCUAUGUCGGAGGAAUGACGUUGCUUGGUAGCUGGUAUACACCUAAAGAGCUCGCGACUCGAGCUACCAUCUUCUAUUCCGCCUCCUUCGCUGCGCAAAUGUUCUCAGGGUACCUCCAAGCAGCAGUAUACACCGGCCUCGAUGGAGUGCACGGACUACCUGGAUGGCGAUGGUUAUUUAUAAUUUGCGGCUGUAUCAAUAUUCCUGGUGCAGUCUGGGGCUUCUUCGCGGUGCCUGACAGCCCUUACAAUACCAGAGUCUUCUAUCUCAAUGAGGAAGAACGAGCCCUUGCCAAGUCCAGAGUUGAGGAGGUCGGCCGAAAGCCCUUUGAAGGUGUAACCUUGAAAACAUUCUUUUGCACCGCCACAUACGGAUCGGACUUUUUCGCUAUCUACCUCAAGACUCUUAAUGAGUAUACUGUCCAGCAAGUCAACAUUAUUCCAACCGCAGCAUAUGCAGUUGGCCUUGUAGGAGCGAUCCUGUUUGGUUUCAUCUCUGACAGGCUACGCGACCGCGUCUCUGUCGCAUUCGCUAUUGUGCUCUUGAACUUCACAACUUGCGUGGUGCUUGCCACCACUCCAUCCAAGGCUGGAGUUUUCUUCGGUUACCUAGUAAACCCCGCCACAAACUCUUACGGGCCACUCAUCAUUUCUCUCCUCGGGGAAACGUUUACCUCUCUGGCGGACGAACGCGCUUUGAUCCUGGGAAUGGCUCAAACCAUGGGCGCUACUUUUAAUGCUUGGCUUCCUCUGCUGAUCUUCAACACCGGAACUCAAGUGCCAUAUUUCCGCGUUGGUUGGAUCACCUCGUCGGCUUGCGCAGCAGCUCAGGCAGGUGGGGUUCUGCUUCUCGGGUAUCUUGGGAAGAAGAUUGUGCGAGAUACGGCAGAUCAGAAGCUUUGA